This is a messenger RNA of Letharia columbiana, 4773 nucleotides long. RefSeq lists its product as uncharacterized. Gene Ontology annotation, biological process: chromatin remodeling; negative regulation of transcription by RNA polymerase II. The record is from RefSeq and is a predicted model, not a curated record. Gene Ontology annotation, cellular component: chromatin; nucleus. The transcript has 5 exons. Gene Ontology annotation, molecular function: ATP-dependent chromatin remodeler activity; chromatin binding; ATP hydrolysis activity. NCBI's taxonomy places the organism in Eukaryota, Fungi, Ascomycota, Lecanoromycetes, Lecanorales, Parmeliaceae. The coding region runs from base 1 to 4773 and encodes 1590 amino acids.
AUGGCGGAUGAGGACGCGUCCAUAGAGGUCGACAUGCUCGCGCAGUCCGCAUCCGUAGACGUCGAGAUGCGCGCGCAUGAUAAUGUUGAGGAUGCGGAUGAUGCCCAGGGUGGAUCUACUUCAGAGGUCGAGCUUAUUGUAGCCUCUGCAGACAGAGCGAACGGCGAGAUUGAUCCAGACUCAAUGACUAUGCGAUUCGACCCGCCCUCUAUUUCAUCACAGGAGGGUUCAGUUCCUUUCUCAGCUCUUGGCGAAGUAUUACACGAAAAGGCUGUAAAGAAGAAUGGCCUCGCAGUCAUUGUUCCUCCGGUGCAAAAUCGCUGGGAAUAUAAGGUGUUUAAAGAUGAAGAAGAAGUGGAUGAGAUCUUGGAGGAAUAUGACGAUGCUGGUUUUGUCGAGUACCUUGUGCUAUUUUCGGAUGGUAGUGAGGACGUAAUCUCAUUUGACGAAUUGAGGAAGCUUCCAAACGGACCUAGUCUCAUAGCCAACUUCGCCUAUCAACUGACUGGCGACUCCGACUCAACUGAAUCAAUUCUACUUUCAGACGACGAGCUGUCCAUGGCGAGACCCUCAAAGCCAAAGACACGAGGCCGUCGUCAAAACAAAGGCUCCAAGACCACUUUGUCAAGCAGAACAUCGCGACAACGCAAGUCGCAGUCACAGCUGAGCUUAAUGUCGAUGUCCUCGCAAUCCGAGGGUGGCGAGUAUGUCGGAAACGAGAAGCGGCGUGCCGCUGCUCGAUUCCGUGGUGAGAGAGCUACGCGGACUACAGCCCAGAAGAGGGUAAAUUACUCUGAUUUGCUUGCACUUGAGGAUGAGAGUGAAGAUGACCCAAUUCAGCUUGGGAAACGCAAGCGAUCAUCGUCAAGCCGAUCGGGUUCAAACAAGACUAGGAGAUUGAUUCGCGGACCCAGAAGACCUGACCCUGAGGCUGUGAAAGUUUCUCGGAGAUCUGGUCGCAACACGGGAAGAAGCCGAGACAUGCGCGAGGUCGGGGAGGAGGACAUCCCUGAGACAGCUACGGCCAAUAGUAUUGCCAGGUACGCUGUGGCAAAAGAGGCUUUCAAGGAGCUUUCAUCCGACGAUGAUUUUCGCCUUCGCCACUUUCAGAUGUGUGAUGUAUGCAGAGAAGAAGACGACGACGAGGUGAAAGGCAUGCUCGUCUUUUGUCAAGGAUGUACAUCGGCCUUCCACCAAAAAUGCCUUGGUCCACGAACAGCUCGUGAGCAUCUCGUCACCAAGAUCGCACCGAAAGACUUCGUUCUUCAAUGUCGACGAUGUGUCGGCAUUGCUAGACACAAAGACCCUCUCGCUCCAGACCAAGGAUUAUGUCUCUCCUGCCAUGAGCCAGGUUCAUCAACCACAGCCUUUCGGGAGCGCCAAACAGCCAAAGACGAGCAGAAAGAACGGGAAGACAACGGUGGAGAAGAUCCAACUACCGAUGUGCUCACUGACUUGAUCAACAAUCCGAAUCAUAUUCUCUUUCGUUGCACUAAAUGCUAUCGAGCAUGUCACAUGCAUCAUCUACCGCCGAGAGGCCAGAGCUUCAAAGACAGGAAAGAACAGGAGACAGCCGAGGCUCUCUUUCAUGAGUACACUCAAGAUUGGCAGUGUAAGGAUUGUGUUGAGGCUCCCGGAGAAGUCGAAACUCUCGUAGCUUGGCGCCCUACAAGCAUAGACCGUUAUGAGCCUGGGCAAACUACGGACGUCAUUGAAGAAGACGCCAAAGAGUAUCUUGUGAAAUGGAAGAAAAUGUCAUAUUUCAAGGUCCAGUGGAUGCCCGGUGCUUGGGUCUGGGGUGUUGCAGCCUCCGCGACCCUCAAAGCCUUCGCCAAGAAAGAUAAUAUAACCAACACACCGAAGAUGAGCACCAAAGAAGCCGUCCCUGAAGACUACCUUCGUGUAGACAUCGUAUUUGACGUGGAAUACACCAACAUUGUGAAUGCUCCCUCGGAGAAGAUUGCUAAAGCCCGUAUCAAAGAGAUCAGAAAAGUGUAUGUCAAGUUCAAGGGUCUAGGAUACGAAGACGCGGUCUGGACAGAGCCACCCUCACCAGAAGAUGCUGAGCGGUGGACCGACUUCAAAGCCGCUUACGAGGAUUGGGUUAUGGGGUCAUACACUCGACUUCCUACAAGAUCUACCCUCAAUACUCAUCUAAACAAGGUCCGAGCUCAAGACUUUGGUAACGACCUAGCGAUGAAGAGCCAACCGGCAAGCUUGACUGGAGGCGAACUCAUGGCGUACCAGCUCGAGGGCCUGAACUGGCUUUAUUACCAGUGGUUCAAAAGGAGGAAUGCUAUACUCGCGGAUGAGAUGGGUCUUGGGAAGACAAUCCAGGUGAUCGGUUUCUUAGCGGCUCUCAAGCAGCUCCACGGUUGUUGGCCCUUUCUUGUCGUUGUCCCAAACUCGACCUGUCCGAAUUGGAGACGCGAGAUCAAGCAAUGGGCCCCUUCGUUGAGAGUGGUGACAUACUAUGGUUCGGCUAGAGCAAGGAAGCUAGCCCUGGAUCAUGAGCUCUUUCCAGAAGGCGGGAAAGAUCUAAGAUGUCACGUUGUGGUGACUUCUUACGAGGCCGCACAAGAUAUCGAGUUUCGCUCAAAGUUCAAGGGAAUCUCCUGGCAAGGUUUAAUUGUGGAUGAAGGUCAACGGUUGAAGAACGACAAGAAUAUUCUUUAUGGUGCGCUGAACGCUCUGAAGCCUCCCUUUAAACUUCUCUUGACUGGCACACCUUUACAAAACAACGCUCGGGAAUUAUUCAAUCUCCUGCAGUUUCUAGACCCUUCAAUUGAUGCCGAGGCUUUAGAAGAAGAAUACACCACACUGACAAAAGAGAAUGUCGCUCAGUUGCACGACCAACUACGCCAAUACUUCCUCAGGCGGACCAAGGCCGGAGUUCUGAAAUUCCUCCCGUCCAUGGCGCAAAUCAUUCUCCCAGUCACAAUGUCAAUAGUGCAGAAAAAGCUCUACAAGUCGAUCCUAGCCAAGAACCCCGAAUUGAUUAAAUCUAUCGUCGGGCCAAGCAAGCGAGCUCUCGGGAAAACCGAACGCGCCAAUCUGAACAACAUCCUGAUGCAACUACGGAAAUGUUUGGCUCAUCCAUUCGUUUACAGCAAGGACAUCGAGGAGAGAAGUAGCAACCACGUCGUUUCACAUCGGAACCUGGUCGAAGCAUCAUCGAAGUUACAGUUGUUAGAGAUCAUGCUACCAAAAUUGCAGGAACGAGGUCAUCGAGUCUUGAUCUUCAGCCAAUUCCUGGAUAUGCUCGACAUGGUUGAGGAUUUUCUCGCGGGCCUCGGUCUGUUCUACCAGCGUCUCGACGGCAGCAUAGGCUCUCUCCAGAAACAGAAACGGAUAGACGAGUUCAAUGCUCCGGAGUCGCCCUUGUUUGCUUUUCUGCUUUCUACUCGUGCUGGAGGCGUGGGAAUCAAUCUUGCCACUGCUGACACCGUCAUAAUACUCGACCCCGACUUUAAUCCACACCAGGAUAUCCAAGCGCUCUCGCGCGCACAUAGGAUAGGACAAAAGAAGAAGGUUCUCGUAUUCCAGUUGACUACUCGCAAUACCGCCGAAGAAAAGAUCAUGCAGAUUGGAAAGAAGAAGAUGGCUCUCGAUCAUGUGCUUAUCGAACAAAUGGAUGCCGAAGACGAUGCAGGCAUGGAUCUCGAAUCGAUACUGAAAUAUGGCACCGAGGCUCUUUUCAAAGACGACGAUACGCAGGACAUACACUAUGAUUCUUCCUCUGUUGACAGACUCCUGGAUCGUAGCCAGAUUGAGGACACCAAAGCCGGGAAGGAUGACUCCGCGGAGUCGCAAUUCAGCUUUGCUCGAGUCUGGGCUAAUGAAAAAGGUGUUUUGGAAGACAACUUAGGUAAUGCGGAAGCCCCUGAGGAAGUAAAUCCUUCCAUUUGGGAGAACAUUCUCAAGGAACGUGAGCGUGAAGCAGCUGCCGAGGCCGCUGCACGUGCUGAGGAUUUUGGACGAGGAAGACGCAAGCGUCAAGCUGUUGAUUACUCCAAGCAGACUGCGCGAUAUUUUGAGUCAUCCCCAAUGGGUAGCAAGAAUGGGCGGAAACCUCAAGAGUCAGAUAGUGAUACCGACUUCCAAGAGCGAGAUGGGAGUGAGGAGGAACCGGAGAGCGAAGAAGAAGGCGUCCAGGUCACUCCUCCUCAUGAACUGCAAUCCGACGCUCGUCGCCCUCGCAGUGUGCACGGCUCACUUUCAUCUCCACCCAGGAACAUUGUUCCCGUUUUCAGACGCGCAGAGGUGCCACUCAUGUCUCCCAGUCCUCUAAUGCCACGCCAAAUCCCUGGGAUGGAUGGAGCGAACAGUCCUCCGGCUAAGUGUGUUGCAUGUGAACACCACCAUCCAACAGGACGCUGUCCUCUCAAGCGCGCUGGAGUUGAAUUCUGCCCCCUGUGUGGAAUCGCUCAUUUCGGUCGGGGCAGGACAUGCCCUCACAUCAACUCAGUAACUCAACUUCAGUCCAUGCAAGAUGCCAUCAAGCAUAGUCCCGAGACUCCGGAGCUCAAAGAAUUAGCCAGGAGGAAACUCACGGGUCUCAUUGGAUCUAUCAAACAUAAGAGAAAAUUGGAGGAAGAAGCGAAGGCAGCUCAGGUCUUACAGCAGUCGGGCCAACCUGAUUCGAAUUUUACUCCUAGUCAGCACGCUACUAUGAAAGGCCAAGUGGUAUCGAGACAGACGAACGGCAUCAGACUUGGAAAGGAGAAUAAAAUGGCUGGACUUUAUGUGGCUCAACCUCCCUACAGACAAUGA